Mycena indigotica is the source of this 756-nucleotide messenger RNA. RefSeq lists its product as uncharacterized. The record is from RefSeq and is a predicted model, not a curated record. Gene Ontology annotation, biological process: mRNA cis splicing, via spliceosome. The transcript has 5 exons. Bases 1 to 756 code for a protein of 251 amino acids. Gene Ontology annotation, molecular function: RNA binding. Gene Ontology annotation, cellular component: catalytic step 2 spliceosome. NCBI's taxonomy places the organism in Eukaryota, Fungi, Basidiomycota, Agaricomycetes, Agaricales, Mycenaceae.
AUGUCCACAGCACACAGACCGACAUGGGACCCUGCCCAGGCUCGCGACAUCAAGGGAGGGUCCCGGCAAUUCUCCGCACGAGAUAUGGCCAUGCAUACCAAGCUCAAAUUCCGACAGGUCGGUCAAACCUCAGUGGCGGAGGUGAAACAACGGGACUUGAGGGCGGAGCUGGCGGCAGCAGAGCUUGAGGCGAAGAACAAGAAGCGCAAAGCAGAGGGCUUGCCACCGUUGGCUUUAGAGGGCUCUUCAACCGCACCACCCGCUGACGACGAGUCCAACAAGCGAAGAAAGCUCCUAGAGGAAUCUCUCGCACUGGAUAAAGAUGAUUCAGAUGAUGAGAACGAGAAGGGGAACGAGAUGAAAGAUGCGGAUGCUAGCGGCUCCGACUCUGAUUCUGAUGAGGACGACGACGAAGAUGAAACCGCGGAACUCUUGCGGGAGCUUGAAAAGAUCAAACGGGAACGAGCUGAAGAGAAAGCGCGAUUAGACCAAGAGCAGUCGGCCGCGGACGCGGCUACACGAGAAGCAGAGAUUGCUACGAGUAAUCCAUUGCUCAAUCUUGCUGCCGCGCUUGGUCAAAACCCCACGGGUAUCAAUACGACAGCUCCAGGCUCGUUUGCUGUCAAAAAGCGUUGGGACGACGACUUGAUCUUCAAAAACCAAAGCGUGAACCAAAAAGAGCGACCUACGCAUUUCGUCAACGACUUGCUGAGGACGGAGUUUCACAAGAAAUUCAUGGCCAAGUUCAUCAAGUAG